GUGGCUGUGUUACAUCUAUCUGUCCAUCUCUUUUUUCUUUGUGCUCUUUCACAAUCAGGUUAAGAUUCCGUAUGAAUCUGCUAUUCAUACUUAAUUUCUUUAUUUUUUUGUGGGUGCCCCAAACUGUAUCUCUGCUACAGCCCUUGCUUUGGCCUUGUCUUUAAUUUCUAUUGAGAUGUGUGUAUUUCCAUGUGUGUAUUGGUGGGUUAACACCCUCCUCAAAGGAGGGGCAGACUGAACUUUGUCUGUCCUCAUUGGUUGACAGAGGUCCUCCCUCCUCCCUUUUAAAAGUCUGCAUUUCUACCUGGGUUACAAAAGAGCUGCAGCUCCUCACCCAUUCACUUGUCUGUCAUCCGUCUUACUUUGUGAAACACAUUUCUUCAAAAAGAAAAAAAAAAAAAGGAACAGUCUCAGAACAUCAACAAAGGAACUUUUCAGUAAAUUCCUGUAGGUAACGAGGUCUAGCAGAGGCCGAGGAAGAACCGUAUCACCACCUUCCGAGCUCCUAACUCUGAAAUCCUGAAAACUGAAUUUCUCUGCCACACAUCUCACCGUGCACCAAAAUGCCAGGAGUCAUGGAUCGUAUGGAACUAAGGAAAGUCUCCACGGAGGCUGAUGACGACAGCACUGACAGCCUGGACGACCGCUACACAGAGCCCAUUGAUUCCGAGAAGGCCACCAUCAGCAGCCAGUUUAUGGAUGAUAAUGAUGAUGCAGAAAGCCAGAAGUUCCUGUCAAAUGGGAUGAUGAAGAAGAAAAAGGAAUAUGAGGAAUACCAUGAGGAAUACCAUCCUGGCCAUGCCUCCUUCGGGAUGUCUGUCUUCAACUUGAGCAACGCCAUCAUGGGCAGCGGCAUCCUGGGCCUAUCCUUCGCCAUGGCAAACACUGGCAUUGUUCUCUUUACAGUCCUUCUCAUCGCUGUGGCCAUCCUCUCCUUGUAUUCUGUACAUCUUCUCCUUGUGACAGCAAAAGAAGGAGGAUCCCUCAUCUACGAAAAGCUGGGGGAGAGAGCAUUCGGCUGGCCCGGGAAAAUGGCUGCAUUCGGAUCGAUAAUCAUGCAAAACAUUGGAGCCAUGUCCAGCUACCUGUUCAUUGUGAAGUAUGAGCUGCCUGAAGUGAUCCGAGCCUUCUUGGCUUUAGAAGAAAACUCUGGUGAGUGGUACCUGAACGGAAACUACCUGGUGGUGUUUGUGUCCAUCGGAAUCAUUCUGCCUUUGUCUCUCCUUAAAAAUCUAGGCUACCUGGGCUACACCAGUGGUUUUUCCCUUUCCUGCAUGGUCUUCUUCCUGGGUGUGAUAAUCUACAAAAAGACCCAGCUGCCCUGCCCUCUUCCUUUCUUCUACCACCACUCGUCUAACCUCAGUAUGAACGCCUCGGAUAUGCCAGGGUUGUACACGCUACAAAACCACUCAGCACAAAUGGAUUUCUCCCGAGCCGACGUUUCGCCGGCGGUCCUGGGCAGCCACGACGCCCACCACUCCACCGGCGUCCACUUUGAGCCGCACCCUGACGAUGAGGAGAUGUGCACACCCAAAUACUUUGUCUUCAACUCACAGACAGCAUACACUGUGCCGAUCCUGGCCUUUGCCUUUGUCUGCCACCCUGAAGUCCUGCCUAUCUACAGUGAGCUGAAAGAUCGCAGCAGGAAGAAGAUGCAAAACGUUUCCAACCUGUCCAUCUUGGCCAUGCUCGUCAUGUACAUGCUCUCUGCGCUGUUUGGCUACCUCACCUUUUAUGAUAAUGUGGAAGCAGAGCUGCUCCACACCUUCACUAAGGUUUAUAAGUUCGACACCAUGCUGCUGCUGGUGCGUUUGGCUGUUCUCACUGCCGUCACUCUGACUGUCCCCAUCGUGCUCUUCCCUAUCCGCUCCUCCAUCACCACGUUGUUGUUCAGCGGUCGAGAAUUCAGCUGGACUCGCCACAUGCUGAUCGCCGCCGCAAUCCUGGCCUUCAACAACAUGCUGGUCAUCUUCGUCCCUACCAUCAGAGACAUCUUCGGCUUCAUCGGUUCUUCUGCAGCCACCAUGCUGAUCUUCAUCCUACCUGCUGCCUUUUACCUCCGACUGGUAAAAUCAGUGCCACUCCGCUCCCCGCAGAAGAUCGGGGCGGCCAUUUUCCUCAUUGUGGGAAUUGUCUUCAUGAUUGGCAGCUUGUCACUCAUCGUCCUCGACUGGGUUCACAACCCCCCUGGCUCCAGCAGUGGUCACUAAGCUCCCCUCCUCAGAUUCACAUGAAAAGAGUGCAGCAAACCCCUAUCACCAGCCCCACCCUACCACCACCACCACCACCCCGCUAAGUCUCUUGUCCCACUGUUUCAGCUGGUCCUACAUCUGGGGACAUGGUUCAUCAGAGGUUCCCUUCCCUUCAUCAAAUUUCAGACAUCAAUCAUAAAACCUUAGUGUAAGGACAUGAUGUGCUGCACUGGGUUAAGACAGCUUCAUGUUUUCCUCCAGGGAAUAUCACUGGGGGGAAAUUUUCUAGCUCAGCUUAUAUAUAUAUAUAUAAAUAUAUAUAUGUCUUUUUUUUUUUUUUUGUUGCUGUAAAGUUCUGGAUGAGACACAACACAAACGAGAGAAUCAAAACCCAGAGAGAGGGAAACAGACCCUGGUUUAACGUGCCGCCAAGACAGCCUGAAAUUAUCAUCAUCAUCAGCAUCAUGAUCAUGAUGACCAUCGUCAUAAAUAUUAUUUCAAGCUAUGAACAAACAGUGUGUAGCCCUCAUCUGAAGCAGAUCUGGGAACUGCAAUUUGCAGGGCUGAAAAGACAAUGCAAGUCCCUUAGUCCUCUGUACACUUGAAGGAGACAUUUGGAGGUGGAGUGUGUCACCCUCCAUUAAACAAGGAGCACUUCUAGCAUUAAAUUUUACUUUGUGAGUAGAGCUAACACACACUCACAUAUAUAAGCAAAUUGAAACAGUUUUACAGCUGUUUUUACAAAAUCUACCCAUGAAAAAUACCUGAAGCAAAUUGAGCAACGAAUAAUCUGUGACUUCAUUCAAUCAAGUAGAGCUUUUAUACAGGAAGUUUUGGUUUAAUUUGCUGCUGUGUUGCAUGUUAACAAUCAGAAGCUUUGCCAAAGUCUGCAUGCACGUACAGUUUUAGUUGAUCGGGUUCAUGCUAGUGCUUCCCAGCUCCAGACUCUCAAGGAUCUUCCUUUCUGGCUGUUUUCAUCCUGGCUGUGUACACGAAGCGAGGCUAUGCUUUCAGUAUUACAGUCACAGAGGGUUUUGAACAUGCAAAGUAUGAAUGUACAUAAUUAAGUGUAUCUACUGAAAAAAAAUUGUGUUGUACAUAAUAUCUUACUUGACCUCAUUCAGGUUUUAUGAAGCUGAAUGAUCAUUUCCAACACACAGUAGGCUAUAUACACCUGCCGGAAAAUUUUACAAGGCGCCUGACAUGGAAAAGAUAUAUGUAUAAAACUAUUUUAAAAUGCGCAGUUUAGAAAAAUACAACUGGAUAAAUCAAAAAGGAAUUAAAUUCAACCAACAGAACCAAACUGGAGUUAAUUUAAAAUCUGUAUAUAAACUCAAGAUGCCAAAAUUAAGUACAAUAUUUUCAACUUGUGCCAUACUAUCCUCACCACUGAGUGAAAACCUUCAUUCUCUCAAAAUAUUGUUUAAAUGUAAUGCAGGAACGCCCUUAUUUUUAAAAGCGCUUUAUGAUAUUCAGCUUAAAAAUGUUUGAUAUUUUGGGAUUUUUUUUCUUUACUAAGAGGAAGAUGAGAAGACUGAUAGCACUCUCAUGUCUGUAUGAUAAAUAUGAAACAAACAUUAAACUCAGCAGCCAGUUAGCUUGGUACAAAAACUGGAAUCACAGGAAAGCAGCUAUGUAACUCCCAUAAAGCCACAACACAAUGUUUUCACACAAUUUGACUAAUUCAGUAUUUCAGUUACUGAGUUUCAGAUACUAAGCUUUAUAUUGGAUGCCUGGUGGAUGUUGACACCACUGAGUCAGGGUAACUGUUAACUCAAACUUUCCGUCUUGACGCUAGGCUUAGCUAACGGUCUCCUGGCACUAGUUUCAUAUUUACAAUAUAUACAUGAGUGAUAUCUUUCUUAUCUACAUCUUUUUACCCCCAAAAUGUCAAAGUAUUCUUUUCAAAGUGAUUUGGAAAUUGCAUCGUAAACAUUGACACACACUUUGAUGCUUUUUUUUUGGAGCUAGCUACAGUAUUGAGACCUAUAGUAACAGGAUGUGACCAGUGUGUGCAAGACAGUAGACUAAGCUAAGAAACAGUGCUUCUUCUUUAAUCUCUCCCUCAAAGUCUGAAAUUUGUGUCUUUAAAUGGUUGAGGUUAAUCUUUGUGGGGGAAAAAACAUGCUUGUUUAGUUUUACUGUUCCAGAUAAUAUAUUUUUUAGCACUUGAAGCGGAGCACACAGGUCACUUCGUGACAGCAUUCAGUCAAUAAACUCAGUGGACUGAUUAUCAGGUAGUUACAUAAUCAUAGUAUUCACUCUGCCGUUGUACACUCACACCCAAAAUUAUCAUGCACAGUUUAAAAUUACGUAAGGUAUUUCAUCUCAAAUGUUAAAUUGUAACAGGAUAAUUCUUUUUAUUUAUACGUUUUGGAUUGUUCUCAUUAUAAUUGGCUUCUAGUACUGGUGCUUUUGGUGGAAUCAUUGACAAUAUCACUACCCAAAAUUUCGCUUGUUCUCCGAUGCUGUUACGUGUCACGAACACAUCCAGCCAAAGUGGACAACAUUUAUAGAUCCUUUGCGGAUCUAUGUACAUGAAACAAAUAGAUAUUUCAAAUGAAAUAGUGUAUUAUGUGCAUGUUUUUGGAUUACAAACAUGGUCUUUUUGGACAAUUGUAUAUUAUAUGCUCUGUAAAUAAUCUUUAUUUUAUGGUACACUGACACUCAUUGUCUGUGAGCGGGUUGUUGGGGGAUUCUGCCUUACAAGUCUUCUGCAAUCCAGUGUUUGUUUUAGUAUAUAUAUAAAUAUAUAUAACUUGUACUAGACAUUUUUUUUCUUGCUGUAUGACAGUAGUUUUUCCUUUAUUUGAAGCUUGUAUAUUUGUAGAAAAUUUGGUCUCUAUAUAUCCAUUUAAAUUUUUUAAUGUUAACUCGUCAUAUCAGGAUGAAAUAAUCAACGGCCUACUUCAUAACACAGAAGUCUCAGAAACCAGGCAACAAGUUUCUGCAGAUUAUUGGCUCCUGCUGAGCCACACUGGGUUGAAAUUAAAGCUACAACUAAGCAGUAUCGAUAUUGAAUGUGUUUUUCAAAAAACAGUGCUGUAAGGCAGAAGCAAGACGAGGUCAUCCGAAGUAUUUCGUGCCCACACUACAGGACAGAACACCUUAAUAACUUGUUAUAAGAGCUUGUGAUUUUUCUGUUAUUUAUUGAAUGGCACGUAAUUGCAUGUAUGCGAACGUGUAGCUAUACAGCGUUGCUAACGUGUAGCUGUAUACCUCUAGGACAGGAUGACAAAAUGCACAAGAAACCUUGUUUGCCAGUUCUGAAGCUCUACCAGGACAAUCGUACACAAUCGGUCACAGUUCUUAUCUUACUGUGGCUUACAAUGUAUCUCACUGCUGUCAAAAAAAAAAAAAACUUUCCAGAUCCAGUUUUGGUGAGCUGUUAUUUCCAUGAUGUUACUUGAACUGAAGCUUUCAACAGUCUGAUAAAGUUGGCAGGCUUCUUGUCCGAAGGUCCACAUGGCCCAUUCAGUACCCGCUAUGAAUGUUCAAUAAUGGAUUAUUCUCAGUUUGAAAAUCUGUCACACUCU
Molecule: messenger RNA, 5728 nt
Organism: Toxotes jaculatrix (banded archerfish)
Lineage: Eukaryota; Metazoa; Chordata; Actinopteri; Toxotidae
Gene: slc38a4
Product: solute carrier family 38 member 4
Exons: 16
Coding region: 564-2210 (548 amino acids)
Biological process (GO): amino acid transmembrane transport
Molecular function (GO): amino acid transmembrane transporter activity
Source: RefSeq, a predicted model, not a curated record